Magnolia sinica is the source of this 1445-nucleotide messenger RNA. Its product is annotated as cytoplasmic tRNA 2-thiolation protein 1-like. Gene Ontology annotation, molecular function: tRNA binding. Gene Ontology annotation, cellular component: mitochondrion; cytosolic tRNA wobble base thiouridylase complex. The transcript has 10 exons. Lineage: Eukaryota; Viridiplantae; Streptophyta; Magnoliopsida; Magnoliales; Magnoliaceae. Bases 194 to 1282 code for a protein of 362 amino acids. Gene Ontology annotation, biological process: tRNA wobble position uridine thiolation. The record is from RefSeq and is a predicted model, not a curated record.
AGGCCUGAAACUCUGUGUUGCACGUGAUGGAUGGAGUGGAUUUUGUGCAAGUUAAGCUUUUCCUCCCAAGUUAGUGAAAUUAACCCCGGAAGUUACUUAGUGGGAGGGAUCAAGUAUUUACUUAUUUCACCCGCUCUAAAGCCCUAACGUGCGCGCUGCAUGCGGAAGGAUUAAUCCUGCGCACUCCCUGCCAAUGGAGGAAGGCGAUUGCAGGGCGAAGAAGGCCGGCGGAGGUCGGCAGUGCUCCAUCUGCAAUCAGAAGAGGGCGGCCCUCAAGAGGCCCAAAACCCUACAACAGAUUUGCAGGGAAUGCUUUUACUCUGUCUUUGAGGAGGAGAUUCACAAUGUUAUUGUGGAUAGCCAACUAUUCAAACCCGGGGAACGUGUCGCCAUUGCAGCUUCUGGCGGAAAAGACUCCACUGUGCUAGCUUAUGUAUUGUCAGAGCUGAACCGUCGGCACAGUUAUGGCCUAGAUCUCUUCCUAUUAUCUGUUGAUGAAGGCAUUACAGGUUACAGGGAUGACUCACUCGAAACUGUCAAAAGAAAUGAAAUUCAGUAUGGGUUGCCACUGAAAGUUGUUUCAUACAAGGAUCUAUAUGGUUGGACAAUGGAUGAAAUAGUGAAGGCAAUAGGCUUGAAAAACAACUGCACAUUUUGUGGCGUUUUUCGUCGUCAGGCUUUAGAUCGAGGUGCUGCACUGAUGAAAACAGACAAGCUUGCUACUGGGCAUAAUGCAGAUGAUAUUGCUGAAACUGUUCUACUGAACAUCUUGCGAGGUGACAUUGCAAGAUUGAGUAGAUGCACCCUUAUAACUACAGGUGAAGAUGGGCCUAUUCCAAGAUGCAAGCCUUUCAAAUACACGUACGAGAAGGAGAUUGUUAUGUAUGCAUAUUUCAAGAAGCUGGACUACUUCUCGACAGAAUGCAUUUAUUCACCUAAUGCCUACCGUGGUUUUGCUCGUGAAUUUAUUAAAGAUCUGGAAAGGAUCAGACCUAGAGCCAUUCUGGACAUCAUCAAAUCGGGUGAAGAUUUUCGGAUAUCCACAUCUACUAAAAUGCCAGAUCAAGGAACGUGUGCACGAUGCGGUUAUAUUUCUAGCCAGAAGUGGUGUAAAGCUUGUGUUUUACUGGAUGGACUGAAUCGAGGCUUGCCAAGGCAAGGUAUUGGACGAAGCAGAGGCCUUAAUGGUUCAAAGAAGGAGAGCGGACAGAUAGUAUCCAAUACAGAAGAAGCGAGGGAAGCAAUUUCCCAAAGCAAGCCAUGCGGUACACUGGAUUUCUGAUUAGUACAUGUAUGUAGAUGACAUUCAGCAUCUGGUGGUUUGCUUUAGAUGAAAUUGGGUCCACCAUCGGAUUUUGGUUCUACUUCCGAUGCAUUUGCUGAUUGAUGACAGUUCAUUAUGCAAGAAAGAAAAUUGUUUCUUCUUCUUCUUCUUCUUCUUCUUC